This is a messenger RNA of Dipodomys ordii (Ord's kangaroo rat), 1283 nucleotides long. RefSeq names its product synaptonemal complex central element protein 2 (gene Syce2). Bases 6 to 533 code for a protein of 175 amino acids. The transcript has 5 exons. Lineage: Eukaryota; Metazoa; Chordata; Mammalia; Rodentia; Heteromyidae. Gene Ontology annotation, cellular component: central element. Gene Ontology annotation, biological process: synaptonemal complex assembly. The record is from RefSeq and is a predicted model, not a curated record.
ACCGAAUGGAGCGUCAGGGAGUGGACCCGGCCCACAGAGAAGACAGCGAAUCGGAGCCACAGCCCAUGGGGGACAGCAAGGAACAGCCGCAGGGCCAGGACAGCCGCGAGGAGGAAGCUGGUGGCGGGUCAGCUAGUACCAACCGCCAGGGGGUGCUGGAGGGAAAGUCAGGACCCUACUUCUCCUCUCUGGAAUCCAGCAUUGAAAUCCUGAAGAAGAGAGCCCAGGAGCUUAUUGAAAACAUCAACGAAAGCAGGCAGAAGGACCUCGCACUCAUGGCCAACUUCCGAGACAGCCUCAAGAUUAAGGUCUCGGAUCUGACAGAGAAGUUAGAGGAGAGGAUGUACCAGGCUUACAACCAACACAGCAAGAUCAUUCAGGAACGGCUCCAAGAAUUUACCCAGAAAAUUGAAAAGAUUAGCCAAUUGGAGACAGAGCUCAGAGAAGUCUGCCACACGGUGGAGACCAUGUACAACGACCUGUGUGUCCAGCCUGAGUGUUGGGGAUGGAACCCAGGGUCUCACGCAUACUAAGCUUACGCCCUGUCACCGUGUCACUGAGAAGCACUAGUGAGCUCACCACCAGACCCAACCCUAGGGGCCACAGUCCCUGCAAAGCCCUCGCUGCCCCUGCCAUCUGGUUUGGGGAUCCCAGCAUAGAUGGUAUGUUGAGCCAAAAAGCAAAACAGUUGUCAUUUCUCCUCGUCUGUGGUCAGCUGAGCGGUGACAGAAGCACAGCAUCCAUCGUAUCAGUCAGAAGAGACUGCUCCCGCUGCCCGCAGCCCUGAGGCCUGGGCAGUGCUUCACCCAGCUAUGCCCAUCCCCGCAGGGCAGAAGACGCCAGACAGGGGCCAUGGCCCCCAGCGUGUUUGUCUGUCCUGUGGAACACCCGUGAAACUGCUGCCCAGUAGUAACAAGUAAAUGUGUCCACAUCUUGUGGUCAGAUGCACAAGCUCUUUAUUUUUCUUUCUUUUGUCCUGCCCCAGAAACCAGCAUGAACAAGGCCUGGCUGGGGAGGGAAGGUGGCGGGUGGCGCCACCUAGGGGCCUGCUGGGGCCAGGUCUCCCAGGAGUACUUCCAGUGUACUUCCCCUCUCCCUGCUCCCCAGCCAAGAAACUGGAGGGUGAAGUCAGCUCAUCGCCUUACAAAUGGAUCCAGAAACAGAUCUUGUCUUCUUCUGAAGGGGCAUAGACGAAUGCCUUUCCGUUGUUAAUUUCCAUAUUUAAAAAUAGUGAGCCAGGCACUGAUGGCUCAUCAUGUCAUCCUAACUACUCUGGAGGCUGA